CGUUAACACCGAUCUCUAUGUUGCGAUAUUAGAGGGAUAUUUGACUCUAGAACUUGCGAGAUCAAGAAUAACGAAUACGAGAACUUGGUUCCAACAAGACGUUGCGAUCUGUCACACAUCAAAUGUUUUUAUGGCUGCCGUGAGACAAAUGUUUCCUGCAAAACAAAUUUCCAAAAGAAGUGAUAUCCCUUGACACCCACGUAGCUCUGACUUGACGCCAUAAAGUCUACAUGAACAAUCCGAGGGACAUCAAUUAGCUGAAGGAAAAUAUCUUUCUAUUGCGCCACCCUGUAAAUAAUUAUUAUCGUGCAUUUCAUGUUGAAUAUUUUAAACGCGAGUAUUCAACCACUAUGCGUUGUUUGACACGAUCAAUUUUAAUACUGAUAUGAGAUUUUACAAUGUGAUGUUACGAUCGUAUUUCAGUGAAAAUGGUAUUGGAUAUACAAUUGGAAGGGUACCUAUAGGUAUGACUGAUUUUUCGUCUAAAGAAUAUAGUUACGCCGAAACACCUGAUGUUAAUUUAACUAAUUUUCAACUAGCACCAGAGGAUUUUGAAUAUAAGAUUCCUUUUAUCAAACAAGCGAGAGAACUAACCGGAGACAAUUUUAAAUUGUUCGCAACCGCUUGGACUUCGCCUAAAUGGAUGAAAGUUAUCGAAAAGUUUACAACAAUUUUCGGAACACUGAAACCGGAAAUGUAUCAGUCAUGGGCUUUGUAUCACUUGAAAUUUUUACAAGAAUAUAAAAAAAAUAACGUAUCGUUUUGGGGUAUCACCACUGGUAAUGAACCUAGCGUAGGAUUCACUUUAUUCAAAAUACCUUCAGUGGCGAUGACUCCCAGUCAGAUGGGUAAAUGGAUAUCGCAAUAUUUUGGACCUACUAUAAGAAAUUCCGAGUUUGCUGAUAUCAAAAUCAUCACUUUUGAUGAUGUAACUGCAAUGCUUCCUCUCUGGAUUGUUCUUAUGUUUUUUUUCUAUCCUGGUGCCAAAAAUUACGUUGACGGUAUUGGUAUUCAUUGGUACUACGACAAAGCAAUGCCAAAACUUGUAUCGCUCGAUGGGACACACGCACUUUAUCCUAAUUUAUUUAUACUUGGUACUGAAGGUACUAGAGGUGAAAAGCCCUUCGAAAAAAAUGUUAUCUUGGGCUCAUGGCAGAGGGCAGAGGAUUAUGCAAGUCAUAUAAUAGAGAAUUGUAAUUAUUGGGUAACCGGUUGGGUUGAUUGGAAUUUGGCAUUAGAUUGCGACGGGGGUCCUACGCUAUCUGAUGGUGUCGAUUCCCCUAUAAUUGUAAACGCCACCGCUGGGGAAUUUUUGAAACAACCGACUUACUACGCUAUGGGACACUUUUCGAAAUUCGUCACACCCGGAUCCAAAGUUAUAGAAGUUUCAUACUUGGACGUAUUUAAGCAAGUAGCAGCUUUCCAAAGACCAGACGGUGGGAUUGUGGUAGUUAUAGCUAACACGAGACCGUUCGAUGAUAAUAUUAGAAUUGUAGACAGAAAUAAAAAUAGAGGCGAAGUUUCACUUCAUGUUGCUGCUCAUUCGAUAGUCACAUUAUUAUAUUGGUAAUAUUUGAAGAAAAAAAUAUUUUUGUAAAUUAUUUACCAAUUAUGCAUUAAUAAAAACUUUUUGAUCAAA
This is a messenger RNA of Diorhabda sublineata, 1639 nucleotides long. Its product is annotated as lysosomal acid glucosylceramidase-like. The record is from RefSeq and is a predicted model, not a curated record. The transcript has 8 exons. NCBI's taxonomy places the organism in Eukaryota, Metazoa, Arthropoda, Insecta, Coleoptera, Chrysomelidae. Gene Ontology annotation, molecular function: glucosylceramidase activity. Gene Ontology annotation, biological process: glucosylceramide catabolic process. Bases 386 to 1570 code for a protein of 394 amino acids.